This is a messenger RNA of Angiostrongylus costaricensis, 1176 nucleotides long. The record is from the annotation of a GenBank genome assembly. NCBI's taxonomy places the organism in Eukaryota, Metazoa, Nematoda, Chromadorea, Rhabditida, Metastrongylidae.
AUGAGAGAUCGAGAAGGAGAGCCAGAGAAAGAGAGUGGACCGAAGAGAAAGAAGGUUAAAAGGAUUUCAGAACAACCGAGUCUUGGGAGGACCAUGGAAGAACUGGGAGAAGAAAAAAAGUGGAAGAAGGAGAGCUUUUUCAAGAAGUACUUCUGUGAAGGUCAGCACCUGGACGAAAGCUGGAAUUCACGAGAAGUCGCGGAUGAUGCGGAUCUCAUCGACGUCGUGCUCGUCAAGUACAGAAAAUACGUGGCCGUGCUCAUUCCUCUCGUUCUGAUGCAGACACUUUGGUGGUUAACGGCUAUUCGCUAUUCCUGGCUGUCGUUGUAUGCAACACAUUGGCAUCUUCCGGCGACCAUGAUAGUCGGAUCAACCAUCGCAGGGAUGACAUCGGAAGGAGGAGGAGCGGUCGCGUUCCCGGUGAUGACGCUCGGCUUGGGAAUCGCUCCGACGGUGGCGCGAGAUUUCUCGUUGAUCGUCCAGUCUAUAGGAAUGAGUUGUGCAGUGUUUGUGGUCGUCUUCAUGAACGUACAAAUUGAGAAACGAGCCGUUAUCUUCGGUAUGCUGGGUUCGGUGCCCGGAUUCGUCUUCGGAUCAUUCCUAAUCGAUCCUUUGUUGACAGCGCCACAGAAGAAGAUGCUGUUCGUGUCGAUCUGGUCGUCGUUCGCCAUCGCGCUCUACAUGCUCAAUGACGAGAAACGCAGGAAGACUUACCUGGUGAUUCCGGUGUUCAAACUAUGGAAAGCACUUGUACUCGUGUGCACUGGAAUUGUUGGAGGAAUCUUCACUGCAUUUACCGGAUCCGGAGUGGAUAUCUGCAUUUUCUCCAUCAUCACUUUGCUGUUUCGAGUCAGCGAGAAGACUGCCACUCCGACCACCAUCGUACUAAUGGUCACCGUACCUGUUGCUGUUACUCUGGCUCCGAUUGGCAGUUUUGUAGGGUCUCACUUUCACCGAAAAGUCAGCGAAUGUUUUAAUAGUAUUAUACACCCAGUGAAUAUUUUAACGGUUUUAGCGAGUUUCAUCUACGUGUUGGAGGGUCUAGCCGUCGCCGGUUUUUUGGCCGCAAAACCUCCUCUUACCCUUGGUGAGCCAAUUUCCUUGUAUGAGAGCGUAGCAGAGACAUUUUCGAACGAGAAGAAAACCGAUGAGAGUGAGGACAUGCUGGCGGCGUAA